UAUACUUUUAAUUAGUACUUUCAAAAUUAAUAUAAAAAAUAUCAAAUAAUGAUUUACUGAAAUAAAACAAUUACUAUGCGCACGUGGGCAACAAGUGUCAGUGUCAGUCAUGUUGGUCGCAAAGAUGUUCUUGAUGAUUUUGUUUUUCGCGAUGAGUGUCGCAUCGGAAGGGACCAACUAUUCGUAUCCUUUGCGCGUACUUCGAUCAUCCGAUGACACGAUGCAGGAAGAAGUCGAGUACUUCGAGCAGUGCGGUUUCGUGAACUUGUGGAAGGAACACCUCGGUCGAGUAAGCGUGCUGACCUUUUUGGAUCCUACCUGGCAGUAUAGCUUCAGACAGGCCGUCAUGCUGAAGCUAUUGAGCUCGCGCUUGCGGAAAUCCGGUUUCCCGGAUAUCCGGUUUUUCGUGAUAGCACCGCUGCACGACUUGACGGAGGACAAGACCGAGGACGAUGAUGAGAUCGAAACGUGGCGCGAAAUCGCGGCGAUGUUUGGAGAAGACCCCGACAUCAAUGACUUCCUUACCACCAAGGACAACGAACCGGAAAUAAUCUACCUUGAAGACGAGUUUCGUAUUUGGGAGAGGUUUCGUGCGUCCAAAAAUCAAGUGGUCAUCAUCGAUCGAUGCGGGCAAUUAACGUAUCACGUGAUGGUACCCUGGAGCAUUUUAUAUUUUCCUUACGUAAAAGCGGCUAUUCUGUCCACGUAUAAGGAAGACCCCUGUGGUGGAUGCGAUCCCACCAAGUAUCAAGCCUUAAAUCACGAAGAUUAUUUCUCGGAUUUGAAAAGCACCACUCUUAAAAAAGUGGAUCCACUUGAAAUCGAUGAUAAUAUCGACACUGAUUUAUUCUGGACCACCGAACAAUCUUCGAAGAACGAUAGCAUUCUUGAGGAAUCACUGACAGAUAAAAACGAAACGAAUACCAUAUCUCCCAUUAUCUCCGACAAAAUAACACACGAUAGCGAUGACCCUCUGAAAUUCUUCAAUAUGACGAAUGCAUCGGUGGUGUCCGAAAAUGUAACUUAUGGAUAUGAUAAUGUUACGAUAGAGUCUUCUCCUGACGAGGAUCCGAAAGAAACGUCGAGACGAGAGGACAGUUCGACGACUUCGGAGAAAGAUGCAACCUCCGCGACACUGGACCUACAACAGGAAGUUUCUCCGACACAAGAUGAAUCUGCGUCGAUGAGCGAUAAUUCUAUCAGCGGGGAAAUAAAAAACGAAUCGACGACUAACGAAGUAAAAGACGAGUUCAUUUCCACGACAGAGACGACGACUGCAGAUAUCGUUGCGGAAGACGACGAAAUUCCAGACAGAGGUAAAAAUACCGAAGCGGAGUUAUCGUUGCACGUAAUUAUGCGCGCGCCGCAUGUGCACGGAAAUGGAAGAAAGACGAGGAAGCACACAUAUUUAAUGCUAAAGAUCGGCGAUCCCGAUUUUCACGAACAUCCGGACGCCGGAAUCGACGCUACAUCAUCUACAACUUUGUGGCGGGACACCGAUCCUCAAGUCGCAAACUCGGAAAAUAACGAUUCAGAAACAACGGAAAUGAAUGAACAGAACACCGAUCGGAUAUAUACAUUCGAUAAGGACGAAAGUCCGGGAUUGUACGGAGAAAUAGCGGACUAUUGGAGAGAUAACAACAGCGAUGCUGAUAGCAAUGAGUCACUUGACAACGACACUCAUAAUAAUUCUACGACGAGUUAUAACGAAAAACAUCAUACCAAUGUCAGCGGCCAAGCAACGACUUCCUCAGAGUCAUCAGAGACAGAUGAAAACUACUCAACUACAAAUGUUACAACAAAUAUUAACAACUCUACUAAUUCACAGAAUACCGUUAGAGUAGACAAGACUGAUUCUUCCGAAUCGAUUAGUGGAAAUAAUGAGAAUAAUAAGGAAGAAAUGCGAAAUAAUCUAAUUAAACAUUAUAAUAAACUUUUAUCUUGGAUUGGUUAUAGAUUAAUUAGAUAAAUCUUUACGUGUUUAAAAAUCUGAUUAAUAAAAAUGCAUAUUCAUUAUA
Molecule: messenger RNA, 2018 nt
Organism: Nylanderia fulva
Lineage: Eukaryota; Metazoa; Arthropoda; Insecta; Hymenoptera; Formicidae
Biological process (GO): selenium compound metabolic process
Cellular component (GO): extracellular region
Molecular function (GO): selenium binding
Source: RefSeq, a predicted model, not a curated record